This is a messenger RNA of Parasteatoda tepidariorum (common house spider), 967 nucleotides long. RefSeq lists its product as uncharacterized. Gene Ontology annotation, molecular function: chitin binding. The record is from RefSeq and is a predicted model, not a curated record. Gene Ontology annotation, cellular component: extracellular region. NCBI's taxonomy places the organism in Eukaryota, Metazoa, Arthropoda, Arachnida, Araneae, Theridiidae.
UUUUAUUGGUCGAGUAACCCGUUUCGUCAGGUGACCCCCGGAAUAAAUUCUAGUAUAAAAUGAUGGACAAUAAUGAAUGCCUCAUCUCAGCAUCUUCAUCUCUCUUGCUCCUCAGCUUCUUCAGACAGGAAAUAAUUUUCUAAUCACAAAAUGAAGGCAUCAAUUGCUUUGGUUUUAGUGCUCGUCUCUGUCGUUCUUGCUGCCUCAAGAUCAAAACGUGCAGCAUAUGAUCUUCCCGACGGAGCAGAGUUGCUGAUUGGAUCAGUAAGGACAUCAUUUCUCUGCAGCACUGAUGGUUAUUACGCAGAUGUUGACAACAACUGCCAAAUCUUCCACGUUUGUCAUACCACCGUUGACCCAGAUGGCCAAGCUCAAAUGCAACAAUGGUCUUUCUUGUGUGGAAACCAAACUGUUUUCGACCAAUUCUCUUUCAGUUGCACAUUUCCUGAAGACGCUGUACCUUGUGGCAGUUCUGGCGAUUUCUUCUAUUUGAACGCCAAUCUUGGUGCUGGUCCUAACGUUUUCUUUCACAAUGAACAAGAUGUUGCAAGAGCAUCUGCUGUCACUCCAGGUCGAGCUGCACAAGCAAUUUACAGACCACAGAUCUCUCAGCCACGACCUCAACCACCAAGGCCAUUUAGAGGUUAAAUAACUGGAUGCGGACUCACGAUUCUGAUACUGGCUCUUAUAAAUCUUUAUAUUGAGAACAACUCAUUCCACAAAGGCAUUGACUCACCAUAACGGCUGUAAAGAAAAGUGAUUUUCCGGCCGGCUUAUGCGUGACCCAAGUGGUGGUGGAUUUGCUUUUGUACUGAUUGGUGAUAACUGAAGCUAGUUGUCCCCGCUCUACUGGAGUGGAUGGUUCAUUGUUGAUGUUUGUACAUAUUUUAGCUUGUAAAAUAUGCAUUUUGUUUUAUUAUUACUUGUUAUAGCAAAUCAUUUUAAUAAAUUUUGCAUUUGAAAGAUA